Lolium rigidum is the source of this 1759-nucleotide messenger RNA. RefSeq names its product exocyst complex component EXO70B2-like. Bases 84 to 1583 code for a protein of 499 amino acids. Lineage: Eukaryota; Viridiplantae; Streptophyta; Magnoliopsida; Poales; Poaceae. The record is from RefSeq and is a predicted model, not a curated record. Gene Ontology annotation, molecular function: phosphatidylinositol-4,5-bisphosphate binding. Gene Ontology annotation, cellular component: exocyst. Gene Ontology annotation, biological process: exocytosis. The transcript has a single exon.
UAGUUUCCUCAGGAGCAAGGGCGUCCAUCCACACACACACACACACACAGAAAAGAGCGUCCAUCCCCACCGUAGCAGCUAGCAUGGCAGGGCGGCUUGCUACCGUGCCAGAGGAGAGCGCCGACGGCUCCACGGCUGCCUAUCCGCCGCGCGGCCUCUACCUCGACCUUAUCCAGAGCAUCGCCGUGUCCGGAGCGCAGAUAAGAUCGACUCUCUUCUCCCACUCCGGUGAAAGCGGAUCCAGCUACUCCAGCGGCUCACGGACCUCGGGCUCUUAUCCGUCGCACAACUCUGGCUGCUCCUCCGGUUCGGCACAGUCCGCCGCCCCAGCGGAUUUCUGCACCCGUGAGCUCAAAACUAUCGCUCGCCGAAUGGUCAGCGACGGGUACACCCAGCGCAUGGUCAAGGCAUUCAACAACGCAUCUCCUGACCAACCGAAUCGUGUGCUUGAGAGUUGGUUCUUGGAGCUCGACGUCGACUGGGUUCUCCAAAUUUGCGAGAAGCAUGGCUCACAGGGGCAGCUCUGGCUCCAAGACAAGUCGGCCUCGUCGUUGCAAGACUUGGUCGCGAGGUGGAUCCGGGGUCUCACCGUGAUCGUCCACAGCAUAUGUGAGCUGGUCUUUCCCGACCAUAACGAGCUGGAGGGAGUCGCACGGUUUGGCAAAGCGAGCAUCACCGGGAUGCUCGCCUUCGUCGAUGCUGCCGCCCCUCUUCUCAAGGCAGAGAAGCUACAGGCCGUGCUAGGCAUGUAUAUAUGUGUCUGCACAUUAUACAUGAUCAUACCGGUUCCAAUGCAUACAGAAAGCAGAAUCAUAUUCAACGAGAUACGCAGCUCGCUGGCGAGAGAAGGGAACAGCUUAAAAAAUGCCAUAUUCAGCACGAUGAAGGAGGCGAGGACACUCGUGGAGGAGGACGACCUGUGGGCCAUAGAGAUUCUGCGAGGAAGAGGUGAGGUUCACAGGAACGCUCGGUUGAUGGUGAAUUACAUCCUGUACAUGAAAAAAGCAGUGGCUAUGCUGGAUCACUUUGCGCCGGUCCACAAGAACAGCAGCGGUCUUAAGGGCCUGAUAAAUGACACGAUUGAUUAUCUCAAGGAUCUGCUCUCUAGAAAAUCAGAGCUAUGCUCGGAUCCAAGCCUCAGGUACCUCUUCCUGCUCAACAAUUCAUAUUUCGUAGCGCAGCAAUGUGAGCCAUCGCGUUUUUCUACCGGGUAUGCACGCGACAAGAUACAGCUUACACCUGAAUGUCAGAAUUACAUGCAUAGCUAUCUCCACGUUUCAUGGGGACAUGUGCUUUCGUGCAUACGGAAAUCGAGAUUUCCUGGACCUAUCCAUCGUUGGAUCAACACCUCUUCAGUAGCCAAAUUCGAGCUGGCAGUUCGCAAAACGUGCCAGGCUCACAAGUUCUGGAAGGUUCCAGACCCUUUGCUCCGAAAUGAGCUACGGGGAGCUAUUGCCACAAGAGUUGUUUCAGGUUACCGCCGCUACCUGGAGGAGCAUCCGGAGCUACAGAAACACGUUGGCCACGGAGGCAGCAGUCCCGAGAUAUUGGAGGAUAUGUUGGGAGACCUAUUCGAAGGCUGAAAACUAGUUGAAGUAUCAAACAGAUUCACCAUGUAAAUAAGACCCCGGAGUUAUGUUUCAGGUUGUACUACAUUUUCCCCCCCUUUGAAGUGAAGUUGUAUUCUGAAUUUCGUCGGUAGCUUAAGCAGCAGAUAGUAUAUCAAGAGGCCACAAUCUACGGGUACGCAUUUUGAUGU